This is a messenger RNA of Penicillium verhagenii, 2550 nucleotides long. RefSeq lists its product as uncharacterized. Bases 1 to 2550 code for a protein of 849 amino acids. The transcript has a single exon. Lineage: Eukaryota; Fungi; Ascomycota; Eurotiomycetes; Eurotiales; Aspergillaceae. The record is from RefSeq and is a predicted model, not a curated record.
AUGCGGCCACUCAUACUUUUCAAUUUUCUUUCUGUUUUACCUCUUAUACCAACACUGGUUCAAGCCGAUGGAGGUAGCUUAUCGCUUACUACUUAUCACAAGAAUCAAUUUGAAACCGCCUUGGACCAUGUUCUUCCUUCUCUCGACCCUGCUUCAGGCGAACUCAAGUGUUGCCCAGACGGCUAUCAUUUCGACGGCGCGCGAUGUGCUGUGACACCGGUCUGUGGUGCUGGUUGCCAGUACAAGCACGGCAAAUGUGUUGCUCAAGGGAAGCCGUCAUGCCCCCCCAACACCGUUCUACAAAACGACAAGUGCUUUUCUAUCUAUCCUCCCGACUGCGACAAAGAUGCGAUAUUGGAGGACGGUAUCUGUGUCAUGAACAAAGUUUGUGGUAGAAAAUCCUACUAUGACUUUGAAAUCGGAAAGUGUGUCUACAACAAAGGCCCAGAGUGCCAACCGGGCUAUUUAUUCCUUGAUGGCAAGUGCAUCACUCACAUCGAACCAAAUUGUACCACGCAGGCAGUACCGGACCUGACGUGGGAUGGAUCGGAUUGUGUUAGCACACCAUUUUGUACAAAUGGAGAAUAUAACGACAAAUUGGGUCUUUGUGUCUGGGGUGAGGCUAAGUGCGAGGACAACAGCACGCUUGAAGGCGACAAUUGCAAAUCGGAUAGCCCACCCACCUGCUCUUUUUCAGAAGAUGAAUACAAACCUGACUUGAAGAAAUGUGUGUCAACCAAGCAUUUCUGUCACGACGAGGGUUAUACACUGGACAUAUACACCAACCAAUGUCACCACCAAGAAAAGCCUCACUGCAAAGACCAGGGAGUUUUUGCUUCAUAUGAUCAGAAGCACAAGACUUCCCGCUGCUGCCCUAUUGAUACCUACUGGGACGGCAGUCUUAAUCGGUGCGUCAAGAAUGGCCAGCAUGCCCAGAGCAAGUGCGAUGUCGGUUUCAUCAAAUCCAACGGCAAAUGCGUGACUCUGGCCAAUACACAGCCCUCUUGCCCCCACGGUGCCAAGCUUGUUGGGGAUGCUUGUGUUAACAUUGCUGGACCUACUUGCGAGCAUGAAUAUGAUUCUCUAAAUGGUGAUUGCGUCGAGCGAAAGAACCCCAUCUGCGCGAAAGAUUUUGAGUUCGAUGCUUCCGAUGGGAAGUGUUACCACAAGAAAGCCGUGGAAUGCAAAGAUGGAUCCGCACUGCGAGACGGCUACUGUGCUUUACUGAAUGAAGUCCCGCGCUGUCCACACAAUCACAUUCUCGACUCCAAGGGCUGUCUUUCUACUGAAAAGCCUUCCUGUCUAUCAGGGAGCACCUUCGAUGGUCACAAUUGUGUGGUGACUGCAGUAGAUAAGAAACCAUGGUGCCGUGAUGGCAGCUUUGUCAAUGGAAAAUGCGUUUUAACAGACCGCACACCCACAUGUGCUAGGGGUGCGACAAUUGACAAGCGCGGUCGAUGCGUGGUUCUCCCUACAUGCGGCAAUAAAAGUGGUUCAAAGGAGGUACGCAGAGGAGAUAAAUGCUUCGUCCAGAUCCCAGGAUGCGACCACGACAGUUUCUACGACCCCCAAUCAAAAUCCUGCACUUGUGCACAGAUCCUCAAAUGUGAAGAGGGUUUCAAGUUGAACAACGGAAAGUGCGAAAGCAUCGUCCCAGCCGAAAUCUGCACAGGUAACACUUAUCCAAAAGGCGGAAAGUGCUGUAUGAGACCCUUGUGCGAGGAUGGAGGUGUAUGGAACUUCGAAGAGCAGAAAUGUUAUCUAUCAGAGCAGCCAUGUCCUGAUGGAUUCCUUCUUUAUCCCGGUGGUAAAUGCGUCAGACUCGAGACACCGCACUGCCCAGGCGAGAACUUCGAAUGGGAUGAUGACUCCCGCGAGUGCAGAUGGACAAAGCCAGUCGAAUGCAAAAAUGGAGAUUUCGACCCCGUUACCGAGACAUGCGAAGGCCGCAACACCUGUCCAAAAGAUUAUCAACCUGUCGACGGCUGCUGCUUGCCCGAAGACAAGGAGAUUGAAUGCCUCGACGUCAAUCUCAGGGACUGCGAUGCGCCAGGUACUUACAAAACUCGCAGGCGGCUCAUUGAAGCUGUACUUGGUCGGGAAGGCGUCGACAAGACCCACUACGCGAUCUCCCCACCUUAUGUGGUUCGCGUUGCCAAUGGAACCGACCCGAAGGAUUUCGGUUCCAUCGCCUACCCCGGAUCUGGACACCUUGACAAAGCACCUACCAGGGAACUUGGGUCGGGAGAAACCGAGCCUCAGGAGGAAGCCCCUCAAGUGCCGAUCUCUCAAGACUCUAAGCCUCAAGACCCUACUCCUCAAGAUCCCGCGCCCAAAGAGCCAGCUUCUCAAGAGCCAACUUCCGAGGAGCCAACAUCCCAUGAGACAGAGGCUUCGGAGCCGACAGUGGGUGAGCAUAAGCCAGAAGAUCAUGAGUCCAAGCCAGACUACACAGGGGAUUAUGAGGAUUAUGAGGACGUGAAGGAUGAGGAAGAUGAGGAGGAAGCCCGUUUGCGACAGGCAGCUGAUCACUCAGGCUGGGACCUGUGA